GCAAACUGAGCCCCGGGCUCGCAUUGUCAGCUGACUUUGUAGAUUCACGGAAGUGAGAAUGGAGUUUGUAAGGUUUCCAGUUGAUUUUGCCACAGACCUCACAGAUAAGAAGUUUGAUGGGAUAGUCUUGGUGACAGACUGCAUAGAGAAGCUCCCUGCUUCACUCCAGUCCCUGCUGGCCCCUCUCAAGGAAUACAAACAGGUAGAUGCUGCUGUGCACAGCGAGGUGGUCCUGCUGAAGGUCCCGGGCGUUUCAGGGGACAGAUUGGUGUUUGCUCCGACCGGACCCCUGGACCGCGAUUACGAUGACGUGAGGAGAUUCACCGACGCGGCCGUCGCUGGGAUGAAGAGAGCUCUGAAAUCAGGGAUGCAGAGCCCCCUGCUGGUGUGUCCCCCACACAGCACCUUCAAGGAGAGCACUCUGGUGUCUGUGCUGGGAGCACUGCAUGCUCUAUAUGUGCCGCUGGAGGUGCGUGAGGCUUACCCAGAGAAGUCUCACAAGGUGGAUGUCCUGGGGUUCUGGGUUCCAGGGGAGGAGGAGGGCAUGAUGAUCAAGCGUCUGGCCUACGCGCUGGAGAGCGGCCGGGUGGUGUGUCGGGAUAUCGGCGGCUCAGACCCAGAGAGGAUGGCAGCCCCCCUGGUAGCGCAGUACGUUGAGGAGCUCUUCAACAACACCCCCAUCAAGGUGAGCGUUGUGAGUGACGUCAAGCAGCUGGAGGAGGAGUACCCCUGCCUGGCAGCCGUGAACCGCUGUGCCAACGCUGUGCCUCGUCACCAGGCCAGAGUAAUCAAACUGGAGUACACUGGAGAGGGGCCCAUCGAUCAGACCCUGCUGCUGGUGGGAAAGGGGAUCACCUACGAUACGGGCGGAGCCGACAUUAAGGCCGGGGGGUUUAUGGCUGGAAUGCACCGGGAUAAGUGCGGCUCUGCAGCUGUGGCGGGAUUCUUCCAGGUGCUGGCUGAGCUGAAGCCCAAGAAUCUGAAGGCCAGACGAUGA
Polyodon spathula (Mississippi paddlefish) is the source of this 997-nucleotide messenger RNA. Its product is annotated as putative aminopeptidase W07G4.4. The transcript has 13 exons. The record is from RefSeq and is a predicted model, not a curated record. The coding region runs from base 59 to 997 and encodes 312 amino acids. Gene Ontology annotation, biological process: proteolysis. Gene Ontology annotation, molecular function: manganese ion binding; metalloaminopeptidase activity. NCBI's taxonomy places the organism in Eukaryota, Metazoa, Chordata, Actinopteri, Acipenseriformes, Polyodontidae. Gene Ontology annotation, cellular component: cytoplasm.